This is a messenger RNA of Drosophila subpulchrella, 1003 nucleotides long. RefSeq names its product extensin-1. NCBI's taxonomy places the organism in Eukaryota, Metazoa, Arthropoda, Insecta, Diptera, Drosophilidae. Bases 55 to 972 code for a protein of 305 amino acids. The record is from RefSeq and is a predicted model, not a curated record. The transcript has 2 exons.
CGGCAAACGGCAGCAACAUCAUCGACUCAAUCAGUGGAUAAUCUCUAGGAGGAAAUGAGACCCAUGCUGAUCCUUGUGGCCCUGGCUGGCUUUGGCCUCUGCGUCCGGGCAGAUGUCUCCCACCUGUAUGGAGGAGGCCACCAUGAUCACGGCUAUGAUCAUGAUCAUCAUCACCACCACGAUCACGACCACGAUCACCACCACUACGAUGCCCACUCCCAUAGUCACCAUGAUCUGUCGCACGAUCACCAUGAUCUACACAUCGAUCUGCACUAUCAGCCGGAUCACCAUCAUCAUCACCACCACCAGGCCAAGUCCGCUAUCUCCGGUGGAUACAGCUAUGGAGCUCCGGAGAAGCCGCGCCAGAAGUACCUGCCCCCCAAGGUGGCCCUCCCACCGCCACCUCCUCCUCCACCCAAGGCCACCUACCUGCCUCCCUCGAAGCCCGUGGUGAAGUAUCUGCCCCCCGAACCGGUGGCCAAGUAUCUGCCUCCUAAGGUCGCUCCCAGCCUGCCGCCACCACCACCACCCCCAGUUGUGGCUCCCAAACCCACCUAUCUGCCUCCCAGUCAGCCGGAGACCAAGUAUCUGCCCCCUCCGACGCCCGAGGUGAAGUACCUGCCUCCUGCCCCAGUGGCCAGGUAUCUGCCUCCCAAGGUGGCGCCCAGUCUGCCUCCUCCACCACCACCCCCACCAGUGGCUCCCAAGAAGCUUUACCUGCCUCCUGCCGAGCCAGAGAUUAAGUAUCUGCCACCCUCGAAGCCGGUGGAGAAGUAUCUGCCCCCCGCCAAGCCAGUGGAGAAGUAUCUGCCCCCCAAGCCGGAGCCACAGUAUUUGCCACCCCAGCCAGAAGUGGAUUUCCACAUCCCGAUUCCAUCCUACGCUCUACCCCUGGGUCCUGCCCCAAGCGCCAUCCAGGAUGCCGAUCCGGGCUACCACUACAAGCCACCACUACGUCGUUUCAGGAACUAGGAUAAUAAUAGCCCAACCUAACAACCGAAGA